AUGACCUCACCGCCGCCGCCAUCAACAUCUUCAGUAUCAUCCGAAUCGUUGUCUUCAGUAACACCAAGAAUAUCAACUAAUCCCUUUUUGUGUAACAAUUUGACAAACGGUGAUACAUUGAGUACAUCAACAGCUGCUACGCACAAAUUUGAAGAGCCUGGCAACAAUAUUGUGAGCAACGAGAACGAUAACGACGACGAAGAAGAAUUGCCUGUACCGACAUAUACGAGCUUCUACUAUCAUACAAGUAAUUUAGCUAACGAACUACGAGGGCAACGUGAAGACAGACGCACUUACGAAAUGCCACGUAAACGUACAAACUACAACAAUCAUCAUCAUGCUCAUCAUACAAACUCACAGCAGCAGCAGCAACAACAACAACACCAGCAGCAGCAAUCACCACAACAAUAUACGCAUUUGUCACAAACACAAUUGAUUGGGACUGUCAAUCACCAACAACACCAACAACUCAACGGCAGUUCAAAUCAAAAUCCUUUUAUUAAAGAUAAUUAUUGGGAGACACGGCACAAUAUAACAGCUAGCAAUGUACUCAAUUCACCGACCGACUAUAGUGGCAACGAAAUUGAAAUACCGGCAACAGCACAACCGUCAACAACAAGACGUGCAUACCAUCAACAAACAUAUAAUGGCAAUAAUAAUGGCAGCAAUUAUAUGUCACGUCAACAACAAGAGCACCAACACCAACAACAACAACAUCAUAUACGCGUUGGUCGUAGUCCUGUGAAUCACAGCCAAUAUCAUCAACAACAACAACAACAGCAGCAACAAACUGAAACAAGUAAACGUUCAAAUGACCAUCAUUUGCUAAGCCAACAACAAACGCAAACACAAACAGUGCCAGGUGGCAUCGAAGGAGUAACACAGCUCGUUAAUCAGUAUUUGUAUGGCAGCAAAAGCAAGGACCAGCAGCACCAACAACAGCCUCAACAAAAACAUCAACAGCAGCAAAUGCAGCAGCAACAACAGCCAGUGGAUGUACAACAGCAACAACAUGUCGGUGUCAAUAUAUGGGAGAAACGCGAAAAAUUAGAGCGUGAAAGUCGGGAACGUGAUAGAGAACAGCGUGAACAACGCAAAGUAUACGUGGAUAAAGAAAGGGAAUGGGAAAGGGAAAGAGAAAGGGAAAGAGAUAGAGACAGAGACCGAGAUAGGGAACGUGAAAAAGAUUGGGAUAGAGACCAGGAAAGGGAUAGAGAUAGAGAGAGAGAGCAUAUACGAAAUGAGCCUGAUAAUGUGCAUGAUAUACGUAAUGUAACACAACAGCAUCAACACUAUCAACAAAAACAGCAACAACAACACCAUCAACAACAGCAACAACAGCUGCAGCAGCAACAGCAGCAGCAGCAACACCAUCAACAAAAGCAGCGCAAUAAUGUUGAAGGCCGUUUAUCGUUGAUUGCCAACAAUGAAGUUGCCGUCUUCGAUGAAAUCACAGAAAGUUGGAAAAAUUUGAGAGUAACAACCGACCCGAGUGCCACUAGAAAUACUCCAGCUACAACAGCAACUGUAACAGUUGCAGCAACUGUUGCCGCCACAACACCCACAGCACAGCAAGCAUCCUUGACACUGGCUGAUAUUAAAGAUGCAAAACCUGAAGUCAACAGUUAUGAGAAUGAAACUGCAGUAUUGUACAAGGAUCAUAAAAGAUACUUAGACCGCAACUAUGCAACAAUAACUGCAGAGACGCGUCAUGGUAUUAUAGAGUAUGAAGGUUCACCACGUCGCAUUGGACAAGUUUCAGCUGGCAAUGCCAACGAAGAUGAGCACAUACAAGCAAACAAAGAUACAACAGCACAAAAGUCAAAGGCUGCAUCGUAUUAUGUGUCUACAUCUGUUAACUCAAACUCACCGCAACAGUAUCCGGCUAGACCAGGUUUUCCGCAACGCAUAAUUUCACCACCGCGUGAAACGUCUCCGCCAAUAAUGAUGCUUCAAUAUAACAGCAACAAUGUGAACAACAUCAACAACGGGAAACAGUUACUACAACAACACCAGCAGCCACAACUGCAAAAUAAUUCCCAAUCGCUGCCACAACAACAAUCUCCAACUGAUAACAAUGCCGAGGAUACCAGUAAUGACGUUUCUGAAAUUGGCACAAUUUCCGAUCUGACCACACCGGAUGGUGUAUCUGCUGCUAUAAUUGCAGCAACAUCGACAAAUGUUGAGUUAACAGCAACGGCGCCAGUAACAGCAAUAGCAGCACCAACAGCGGCAGCAGCAACAACAACAACAGCAACAAGCACCAGUAUAUUAAGCAUACCUACAAAGUCAUCAACCUUUGAUUACCUUUAUGAGUUCUCCGAGACACGAAAGGUGCUUGAAGAAUUUUUCAAGUGUCCAUCGAACGAUGAAAAACCAAUUGAAAAUGGCAGCGAUAUUGACAGCAUUGAUAUUCAGUAUGAGUUUCACAGCAACUUGGAUUGUGAUGAUGAGGACGAACAUGAAGAGGAAGAAGACGAAGUUGACGAUAUUGAAAAUGAGGAUUUGCGACAAAAUUUACAACGGCAAGAACAACAAAAACGACAGGACUUGCAAAUACAAAAUAAUCACAAUCAACACCAGCAGCAAUAUCAACAACAACAACAACAACACCUACAGCAACAGCAACAGCAAUCGGAACAUAUAUCAACACAAUCUGAAUACUCACAAUAUUCACAACAGAAUCACAACAACUCAUGUGCUAUGAACAAUCAUCGCCGUCAUUUCACUGGUAGUCCGCUGAUGCGUGAUUUUGAUUUCUUUUUGGAUUCGGCCAGCCGCAGCAGUGGUGAACAGAUUGACCAACAAGAUGGCAUCAAUCACAAUCAAUUGGAUAACAGACACAAUAACUAUCGUUAUUCUCCUGAAACAACUGAUUACGAUUCCAACUGUGGUGACUUGGAUAGUCUUUCGGGUGAAAUGAAUGGAGUUUCCACUUCCUGCUCUAAUUAUGCUAAAUAUUACGCUUCUAGUAUGCCCGUUCUAGAAGAUGGUCUUUCAUCUGGUCACACUUCGGAUACUGAGAAUAAUAAUAAUAUUAAUAAUUUGCAACAACCGCAACAGAAUUCAGCCAUACAUCAUACACCAAUCGGUGGUGGCAUUUCCAUGUUAAUGGAUAUGAAACGAAUAUCCACAAAUAACAGCAUUAAUAGCAUGAACAAUAUGAUGUCAACUACUACUGACAGUAGCGAAAAACGUAGCGCAUUAUCUCCAAGCAUAAUACAUGAUAAUUUUAUACAUAAAAAUGAUAGCCCAGUUAAUGGUAUACAUGAAGAUUCUGGUCGGGAAUCUGUUCGAUCCAGACGUGAUAAUCGAGAUUUGCGCGAACCACAUGAUCGUGAAAUACUUGGACAAAGUCCAACUAAAAAUAAUAAUUGCAACAAAGUUUUUAAGAACAUUGAUCCCGAGCUGGAUUCACUAUAUUCCAUAAGUGUAUUUCAUCGUCCUGAUAUGGUACAAAUGACGCCACCACCACCAGCACCUGCACCUCAUCGCAAGCCUAAUAUUAUUAAUGGAGAACAGGACAUCCUACAACCAACACCAUACAAAGAAUUAUGUUCUGGAACAAAUGCGACAUCUCCAACAGCUAAACCUGUUACAUCUGUGGCAACAGUCAUUAGCUCAAACAUAAAUCGCUGUAAAGCUACACAAAGCACUGCAGCAACUACUCAACAAACUAUUUCGACAAGUCGUAGCAUACACGCUCAACCGCCUCCAAUACCAGAGCGUAACUUGCAGCGUUCACCUUCACCUGUGAUGAAUUCUCCAGUCUGGCUGGCACGUCAUUUAGACAAUAGUGCCAAUAAAAGUUUAUUAGAAUCAUCUUCAGAGAAUCAUUCCAAAAAUUUAAGCGCUGAUGAAGAUGAUGUAGAUACCGACUUAGAAACAGAUCGUCUGUUAGGCCAUCAGCGACUUGACGAUCAGGGCUACUACGAUGAAAAUAAGUCUUGGGAGCGUAAACCACGCUCAUUAUUAUCAAAAAUCUCACCAAAACAACAAAUACCAAGCACAAAAACACGUAAUGGCUAUAAUGCAUUACUCUCAUCCACACCGGAAAUCCCACCGCCCAUUCCACCGAAAAACUCAUCAAAUAAAUUACUUGAUAUUGGCGGCUCUAUGUCAUCAUCUGAACAUAUCGAUAAAUCGCCUAUGAAGUCAAUUGAUGUACAAGACUGUGUUGUAACUAUGGGCAGUCCAGUUGGUUCGGAUGGUUCUGCUUGUAUGAGUGGUAGCUCUAAGAAGGACGUCGAUUUCGUUGGUAAUACGAAUGGUAGUCAAAAUUGUAAUACCAGCGUAACUAGCAACAAUGUGAGUUCGAAUAAUACGAGCGGCGAGAAGAAAGUCAAAAAGAGUAAGAACAAAGAAGGUGGCGCAGUGCUCAUUGAAGGUGUGCUUUUCCGUGCGAAAUAUUUGGGUUCUACGCAAUUGGUAUGUGAAGGACAACCUACUAAAUCCACACGCAUGAUGCAAGCCGAAGAAGCUGUCUCCAGAAUUAAAUCAAAGAAUUGGCAAAAAAAACCCGCAGUCAUUUAA
Molecule: messenger RNA, 4533 nt
Organism: Teleopsis dalmanni
Lineage: Eukaryota; Metazoa; Arthropoda; Insecta; Diptera; Diopsidae
Product: probable serine/threonine-protein kinase DDB_G0282963
Exons: 10
Coding region: 1-4533 (1510 amino acids)
Biological process (GO): chemical synaptic transmission
Cellular component (GO): dendritic spine; cytoplasm; plasma membrane
Source: RefSeq, a predicted model, not a curated record